AUGAUGCUUGCGGUUCGCUGUCGGCUGCUCGUGGCCCGGCCCUCCCUUUUUCCGCUCAGACGGAGCUCAUUUAAUGGGCAGCUUGUGAUCGCGAGACUAUACAGCCAGGUGAACAAGGGUGUGUCUUCAAAUUCGCUGCUUGAAAAUACACGAAAUAUUGGAAUAAUUGCCCAUGUAGAUGCGGGCAAAACCACCACCACAGAGCGAAUGCUCUACUAUAGUGGUGUUACUCAGAGAGUGGGUGAUGUCGAUGCUGGAAACACUGUCACUGAUUUUCUUGACCUUGAAAGGCAAAGAGGAAUCACGAUCCAAUCAGCAGCCAUUACUUUCCACUGGCCUUUGGAAGUAAACUGUCCCCCCGGAACGCAGCCGAAGACGGUGAAUCUGAUCGACACCCCUGGGCAUCAAGACUUUCGAUUUGAGGUUGACAGAUGCCUGCCGAUUCUGGAUGGUGCGGUCUGUAUCAUCGAUUCCGUAAAAGGAGUCGAGGCUCAUACGGAACGUGUGUGGGGAUCAGCCCAUGAAUUCCGGAUCCCGCGAAUAGUGUACUGUAACAAGCUUGACCGCGAAGGUGCAUCAUUCAAAAGAGCCGUCAUGGAGAUUGGGUCUAGACUUAAAGGGUGGCCUCUUGUCUGCCAAAUCCCGUGGUGGGAGAAGGAGGAGUUUGUCGGUGUCAUUGACAUUGUGGAUCGUGUUGGAUACCGAUGGAAAUCAGAACGUGACAAGAUUCAAUAUGAUACAGCAACCCUCAAAGAACACCUAGGAAGCUCUAACCGAAGUCUUCUGGAAGAAAUCGAACUCGCAAGACAGCGUUUGGUGGAGGGUUUAGCAGACUUCGAUGAUGCAGUCAUGGAGGAGUUUCUUGCUGAGACGGAAGAUAUAUCAGCCUCCCUCCUCAAACAAGCGAUCCGAAGAGCCAUUAGAGAGGGAGACGGCAGUGUGAUCCCGGUGUUUGCAGGGUCUAGCUUCCGCCACAUUGGUGUCGAGCCUCUGAUGGAUGCGAUCGUUGACUACCUUCCAAACCCAGCUGAGAGACCAGACGCAGACGUGCGACUUGGUGCCACGAAGCGUAAGUUGAGGGAAACGCUGCAAGAGAAGGAUAAGAAAGGAUCUAAGGCCAUAGUUGCAUCUGUCGCAUCAGUCUUCAAGGUCUUUGACCACCCGAAAGAGGGGAUCAUCAGCUUCGUGCGUGUAUACCAUGGCACUAUGGGUAGAAAUGCCUCUACAUUCAAUACGCACCUAGGAUUGCUGGAACGCCCGAUGGGAAUCUUGCAAAUUUCAGCAAACAAGACUCAGGAUAUCCAGGAUCUUGCCGUCGGACAGAUUGGAGCUUUGAGAGGGUUAAAGAAGGCCAGGACUGGAGAUACGCUUAUCACGACAGUAAACAACAAAGGUGUUCCAGAGGCCCUGCGACAUAUUCAGGUCCGUCCGCCGGAGAUUCCACCACCCGUUGCCUUUCUGCAAGUUGAACCGUUCGGUAAUGUUGCUGCGCAAGAGCUCCAGACUGCGCUGGAAAAUGCAUCUCGAGAAGACCCGAGUCUUCGUUGGAGCCGGGAUUCAAAGACGGACCAAUUUACGAUUCAAGGAAUGGGAAAAUUGCAUUUGGAUGUUUCUCUGCACAGCAUGAGGCAGAAAUACAAAAUUGAUGCCGAGUUUGGUCCUAUCGAAGUUGACUACAAAGAGACUCUCACAGAGCAAACGCAGCCCCAUCAUACUGUGUUUGAUCGUGCCGUUGCAAGCAAAUCUGGCAAGGCUGCUUGUACAGUUACACUGAGACCAAUAGAGCCUGAUGAGCACGGCUCCCUGCUUGAGUCUGGAAUUGAAAAAGAUGGAAACAUUUAUCAGAUCGAUGUGCCUGAGCUGGAUAAUUCGAAGGAAUUUACCUUCGACCUGGAGGAAGCACGACAUCAUCUGCUGAACGGCGCUCUUGCUGCAACAGCUCGAGGACCAAGGCGAGCAUCUCCCAUUCAUGGUUGUUUGAUCUCAGUCACACUCGACACAUCCGAAGGGAUGCUUGAGAACCCUUCAGGCGGGCAUUUCAGUGGCGCCUCGCGAUCUGCAGUCCAGGCAGCGCUCCGAGACGCGUUUGAGAAGCACCAAAUCGCUAUCCUCGAGCCAUUGAUGCUCGUGCACAUCACGUGUCCUGAGGCCGUUGCUGGUACUGUCCAGCACGAUAUUACAGCGGGGGCGGGCGGUAGUGUUUUGGAGGUGAACGACAGAACCGCCGAGGCAGCAACCGAUGAGUUGAUAGAUGUCUCUAAAAUUUACGCGCCGCCAGACCCCUACGAAUCGGUGACUUCUCUCCGGGGCAAGAAGUCAUUGACACGGGUGGUGGAGAUUGCUGCCAAGGUCCCCUACAAGGAGAUGUUGAACUACGAUGACCAUUUGCGAAGCAAGACGGCUGGCAGACACUCCAUGACUAUGUCAUUUGACUCAUUUGCUAGAGUAGUGGGACAUCGCGAAAAGGGGCUCUAG
This is a messenger RNA of Clonostachys rhizophaga, 2475 nucleotides long. Lineage: Eukaryota; Fungi; Ascomycota; Sordariomycetes; Hypocreales; Bionectriaceae. The record is from the annotation of a GenBank genome assembly.